Molecule: messenger RNA, 938 nt
Organism: Spodoptera litura
Lineage: Eukaryota; Metazoa; Arthropoda; Insecta; Lepidoptera; Noctuidae
Source: RefSeq, a predicted model, not a curated record
ACUUAAAGAUCAAUACCCAAAUGAUAUCCACCAGUGUAUGUCAGUUGGAAAAUUGUUCCAUAUUUAAAAUACCUACAAAAAAUAGGUCUCAAGAAGAGCAGCUGUCAACCCGAAUAUGUACUUAUUGUAAUAUGUUACGCGUUCUAAAUUAUAUCAAAAUGAGUCCACGCUUGAUAGGCUAACCUCUGACUUUCAAAAUGGCUGCUAUCGAAAGUAACACGUGUGGAGUCAGUGAAAUAGAUCUAAACGACGCAUCUGACAGUGAAAGCACAAGUCAACACGAUGACGGGCAGUAUUUAUUUGAUUUCACAAAGGAUGGUGACGUAGACGUCUGGCAAGAACAAUCGGAUACCGUACGAGAUGUCGGCAUGUCCAAGGCCAUCUUUGUUAUUCACAAAAAUGUUGGAUUCAGACGAGCUAUAUUUUUUGCUCUUUUAAAUCCUCAAUUAAAUGGAGCCGGUUUUGCUGGAAUACGAGCUAUUCAAACAUACAAUCUUACCGGUUACACAAAGCUACAAAUUAAAUGCAGAGGACAAGGGCAAUUUAAUGGAUUCAAAGUUACUUUACGGCAUAAAGGUUUAAAUGACGAGCCCAACUAUUCAUUUGAGCAAUAUUUCCAGGCACCAAAAGAUGACUUUGCCAUUCGUAAUCUCAAGUUCUCAGAGUUUAAAGCUUACUACAGAGGUAAAAGAGUAACUAACAAUGAAUUGUUAGAUUUGUCACAAGUUUCAAGUAUCGGUAUACAAAUGUAUGGUGGAGUUUACCAACCUGUGAAGCAGAAGGGUCCCGCAACUUUGGAGAUAGAUUGGAUAAGAGCAGUUUAAAAUUACAACAAUAAAAUAAAUUUUAUCAUUCUUAUUACUACUGUUUAAGUUCAUUUAAAUAGUGUCUAAUAUUCUACACCCAAGUUGUCUGUAACAUGUUGUUUUAUUAACAAA